This is a messenger RNA of Magnolia sinica, 2542 nucleotides long. Its product is annotated as neutral/alkaline invertase 3, chloroplastic. NCBI's taxonomy places the organism in Eukaryota, Viridiplantae, Streptophyta, Magnoliopsida, Magnoliales, Magnoliaceae. The record is from RefSeq and is a predicted model, not a curated record. The transcript has 7 exons. The coding region runs from base 278 to 2215 and encodes 645 amino acids. Gene Ontology annotation, biological process: sucrose catabolic process. Gene Ontology annotation, molecular function: endo-alpha-N-acetylgalactosaminidase activity; sucrose alpha-glucosidase activity. Gene Ontology annotation, cellular component: chloroplast.
AGAGGGAAGGAGACGUGCAAUUGAAGUGCACGAGGAAACCGUUGAAAAGGACGCGAGAGGUUUCCCUUUUCAAUUUUCAUCCCCGCUUUUUCUCUGGUCUGAAAAUCGCCAGAUCUCAAUCGCAAACACACAAGCUCAACACCAAACGACCCCAAAUCGAAAUCUAUAGGAUUUGCGAACGAAAACCACCACGUAACUGUUAUUUGAGUCAAACACCGGAGGUAUCUCUAUUUCGUCUGAAACGGUACCAUCAAUCAAAUUUCAUCUGUAUUGGACAAUGAGCAUUUCAGAAGUGGUUUUGCAAGUUUUUUCAGGGGUUGGAACCAGCUACUGUUAUCCUAACAUUGGUUCAAGUAGUUCAAACUUAAAGCUUCCUUUUAAAUCAUACGGGAAAUGUAGGAAGAGAAUCGGAUUAUGGAAUAUACGACCACUAAAUAAUUGUAGAACCACCCAAAGCUGCAAGAAAUAUGGAAUUUGGCAGGUCAGAGGUAUUGACUGUGGAAAUACUUCAAAUAACCGAUUAUGGUUUUCGAGUUGCCAGUGCCAACGGGUUGAAAACAUCAGUGAAACAAUUGGUGAAGGCAGUAAUGGAACCUGGUUUAAAGAAAAGAAUUUGAGCCCAAUCGACGGAGAGGUGAAUGCGCAGAAAGUUCUAGACUCUGAGGAAGUCCAACAGUUGAAGCAUGAAAAAGAAGGUUUCAUGAGCAACGGUUCUAUUACUAAAGAUGCCUCAUAUAGCAAUGGCACAAUCUCGAUUGAGGAUGAAGCGUGGAAUCUACUAAGGGAGUCUGUGGUUUAUUAUUGUGGCAGUCCUAUCGGAACAAUUGCUGCAAAGGACCCAUCCAGCACCAAUGUUUUGAACUAUGACCAUGUCUUUAUUCGCGACUUCAUUCCUUCUGGGAUUGCUUUUCUUUUGAAGGGCGAGUACGAUAUUGUUCGGAAUUUCAUCCUUCACACACUUCAGUUGCAGAGCUGGGAGAAAACAAUGGACUGCCACAGCCCAGGUCAAGGACUGAUGCCUGCCAGCUUCAAGGUGCGUACUGUUCCACUAGAUGGUGAUGAUACUGCAACUGAAGAGGUGUUGGAUCCUGACUUUGGGGAGGCAGCAAUUGGGCGAGUGGCGCCAGUUGAUUCUGGAUUAUGGUGGAUUAUACUGUUGAGAGCCUAUGGAAAAUGCUCUGGAGAUCGUUCCGUUCAAGAGAGAAUUGAUGUCCAAACAGGAAUUAAGAUGAUUUUAAAGCUCUGUCUUGCUGAUGGUUUUGACAUGUUCCCGACACUGCUUGUUACGGAUGGUUCAUGCAUGAUAGAUCGCCGCAUGGGAAUUCAUGGACACCCUCUGGAAAUUCAGGCACUAUUUUACUCAGCCCUGCUCUCUGCACGUGAGAUGCUCGCUCCAGAGGAUGGAUCAGCAGACCUCAUACGUGCAUUAAACAAUCGGCUGGUUGCAUUAUCAUUUCACAUCAGAGAAUAUUAUUGGAUAGAUAUGAGAAAACUCAAUGAGAUUUACCGUUACAAAACAGAGGAGUAUUCCUAUGAUGCAGUUAAUAAGUUCAACAUCUACCCUGAUCAGAUAUCUCCAUGGCUGGUAGAAUGGAUGCCUAAUAAAGGAGGCUAUCUCAUUGGAAAUCUGCAGCCAGCCCACAUGGAUUUCCGUUUCUUCUCUCUUGGGAACUUGUGGGCAAUAGUUAGCAGUCUAACAACAAGGGAUCAAUCCCAUGCCAUAUUGGAUCUCAUUGAGGCCAAGUGGAAUGUUUUAGUGGCGGAUAUGCCAUUCAAGAUAUGUUAUCCUGCUCUUGAAGGCCAGGAGUGGCGGAUUAUCACAGGCAGUGAUCCAAAGAACACGCCUUGGUCAUACCACAAUGGAGGUUCUUGGCCAACUUUGCUGUGGCAGCUAACAGUGGCAUGCAUAAAGAUGAACAGACCAGAGAUAGCUACCAGAGCCAUUGAGGUUGCUGAGAAGCGGAUAUCAGCAGAGAAAUGGCCCGAGUAUUAUGACACUAAAAGAGCGCGAUUCAUCGGGAAACAAGCACGACUGUAUCAGACUUGGUCAAUUGCCGGAUUCCUCGUGGCGAAGCUCCUCCUCCGUAACCCGGAUGCAGCAAAGAUUCUUAUGAACGAAGAGGAUGCAGAGCUCGUGAAUGCCUUUUAUUGCAUGAUCGAUGCCAAUCCAAGGAGAAAACGCAGUCGAAAGGGACAAAAGAGUUAUAUAGUAUAGGCUGUAUCGGAAAUACCACAACUACUAAAAAUUGGCGGUGCGAGCAUAGCCUUCUGAUAAAUGUUUCAGUGAUCCACUCAUGGCACCAAAGGGUGACCAGAAAUCUGCCUGCAAUUAUUGUUUUCCAUGAUUUAACUAGUGCUGUAUCAUUGUUAUUAUCUUCAUUUUCAACAGGCAAGUUCAAAUAAGGCCUGCAACUUCAAUGUGUUUUGAUCCUCAUGGCAGAUGACCCUGUAUCAUAUAUGUAUCUUUUGUAAAAUAUGUAAUGAUAUCACUUAUAUAUAUAACCAAAAUACACUGGUUAUGUGGGAAAUUUCUAUUCUUAUA